GUCUUGGAGGGAAUUCAGCGGAGUUUAAAUGUGGUUGUUCUUGUCUUAAAGGAAACCAGCUCCUCUGCCUCUUCCUCAACCCGUCCCUCAUUAUAUAACACAAGGAUCAGAGCUGCUUGACAAACACUCGCACCUAGCAAACAGCUAUAUGCAACCAAGUGGAGAGAUCCAAUCCACCAACAUAUACUGAUCGCUCUCUGUUCGCACGGCAUACCAUCUUACCAAGCGAGAUCAGAACCUGAGCGGUGGCCGUGACGAUGAGCAGGAACAAUGGCAAGGCGUCGAAGCUGGAGUUCCUCAGGCUGGGCCUGUCGAGGGCACGGGGCGGUCCUUCGUCGACGACGGCACGACCGGGCGGGGACAACGGCAACGGCAACACGGCGUCGCCGCGCCGGGUGUCGUCCUCGUCGUCGUCCACCGCGUCGCCGCCGAGCUCGUGCGUGUCGUCCGAGGGCAGCCCGGAUACGGCUGCGCCCGGCGGCGCGGCGCCCAUGGUCCUGGCCGGGUGCCCACGGUGCAUGAUGUACGUGAUGCUGUCCCGGGAGGACCCCAGGUGCCCCAGGUGCCACAGCGCCGUGCUGCUCGACUUCAACGACGGCGACCAGCGCCUCCCGCGGCAGCGCCGGUGAAACCACACGUGACCGAGCUGAUCUGAUCGAUCGAAUAGUCUGCUGAGCUGAGUUCUUGCCUUCAAGUCCGUCGGCGUCGGCGUCGUAGCUUUACCAUUUGUGAUCGAGUUUGUUUGGGUUACGAAAGGAAUUAUUGCAUAGACCUGUUUCUUCCGCGCGUUGCGCUGUCAAAGGGAUCGGUCUAGGUAAUAAUUUCGUGUUUUAGUAUGUGAUGUGCAAGUGUUCUGUUGAGAAAUUAUGUGCAUCAAGUCUGUUCUGCGAUGAAAAUUAUGAACAUUUUAAUUGAAGUUAUGUUCUU
Molecule: messenger RNA, 927 nt
Organism: Phragmites australis (common reed)
Lineage: Eukaryota; Viridiplantae; Streptophyta; Magnoliopsida; Poales; Poaceae
Product: protein GL2-INTERACTING REPRESSOR 1-like
Exons: 2
Coding region: 258-629 (123 amino acids)
Source: RefSeq, a predicted model, not a curated record